GAUAAAAUUAAAACCUUACAUGACCUUAUGUAUAGGGUUUUAACGUGAACGUGCGUCCAUACACUGAAGGCCAAUACACAAAUCGGCAUCUAAUGUCGGCAUCGUUCUAACUUGUGUUCCAUGUGUAGUUACAUAAACAGGAUGAAGAGGGCUUUGACCUGUUUUCUUGUGUCGUUAUUCUGCAUUGGUGGAACUCAGACAUACAUAUUGUUAUCGACAAAUUUUGUUGCAAUGCCAACACCACAAAACAUGACUUCUCUUCAGUCGACGGCAUGCAGUGUUUCUGGUGGCUUUGUGAAAUACUCUGAAACAAUAAACACUUUUUUACCUGGACAAGAUUUCUUCUAUACACAACAGAAUUUUGACAAAACAACAAAAGAUUUCUUCAGAGUAUCUACAGCUCAGUGUUACCAAUAUCCCGAAAUAUUCUUUGUUCUGAGUACCUUGCUGACAGAAUGUAGAAUGAUUAGAAAAAAGUCUUACGACACGAAGAACGAUUUGGCAGAUCGGAAUGCAACUAAUAUAUAUUUUUGGUUAAGAUUUUAUGAAAUGGACUGUACUGGGGUUCCUUUUGCAAAACAUUUAUGUGUAACUUGCAAGUCGAAAGAUUGCUCUGCUAACGUCACCUGCUACGUAUUUGCCGGAGAAUGCACUGGAAGCUUGGAAUUAAACACCAACCUAAUUGAUGACAAAGACGAGAAUGGCAAAUCCUGCAAACGUGGAUCAAAGGAUGGAAACUGUACCAAUAUUUGUGAUCCUCGAACCUAUGGCCUUCUAUGCAGCUCUAGAUGUAGUCGCCAUUGUGUGGAUGGAGAAUGUCAUCACAGAAAUGGCACUUGUCUACAAGGAUGUACUUCCGGUUGGAAGGGAGACAAGUGCACCGAACCAGACUGUCCACCUGACAAGUACGGCGUGAACUGCAGUCUGACCUGUAGCCCUAAUUGUUGGAGCGACAAAUGCGACAGUGAGGACGGCACGUGUGUCUGUGGACUUGGGUGGCAAAGAAAGGAUUCAGCGUCCAAUGAUGUCCUCUGUAACAAACCCUGUGAGCCUGGAUUUUACGGCUAUCGAUGCGAGGAGGAGUGCGGAGACUGCUUGGAGGGCACAGUCUGUUUACCUGGAAACGGUACCUGUCCAAAAGGUUGUAAUGAGCCUGGCUUCCGCAUUUCCUCUGACAGGUGCAAUUAUAAUCAAUACGAUAGCUAUAAAAGUCCAUGUUAUCAUGAUGAAUACGGAAUAAACUGUGAGAAGACAUGCAGCCCUACCUGUUUAAGAAAUUCCUGUAGAAAUACUGACGGAAGGUGUCGUAACUGUCCUGCUGGGUUAAAGGGCUUCAAUUGUACAACAGAAUGUAGCCCAGGGACUUUUGGCGAGAAUUGUAACGGUCGGUGUCGUUGCGACGGUGGCUCUCCCUGUGAUCCGGUGAGCGGCCGGUGCCCCGGGGAAUGUGAAGAAGGGUACGAAGGGGAAACCUGCAGUAUGAAAAAGUGUGAACCAGGGUUGUAUGGAGACGACUGUGACAAAUGGUGCUUCUGUAAAGAUAGGAAACCAUGUGAUCGUAGAUACGGAUAUUGUCCAGAGAAAGAGUGUCAAAAGGGCUGGAGUUUGUCUUCGUGUGACUAUAGGGACACAUGCCUUUAUACAGAAACAGGCCCAAUUACGUGGGAGCCCAGGAGCUUGGGGAUCGGCCUCGCUUUGGGGUUCGUAGGAACCUUCUUUGUUACUGGAUGUGGUGCGAUUUAUCGCAAAUUCGAAAAGAUGUAGCGAGAAGGUUUAUAAGAGUAAGUGCCAUUUGAUGAAAAUAAGAGAAGAAGUUCCGGGAUGGAAGUUGAAUUCAUUUCACAGAGAAAAGUUCGGUCGUAAGACUAUUUCCGACCUACUUUUGUUAUUUUGAUACUUUAAUUUAUUGUACUUUUGUUAUAUAAAACAUACAUUUAUUGUCCAUGUGCUAGUUAUAUCAAACUGAUGUAAGUUAUUAGUUGUACUGGUAUAGAGAAUAAUUUAUUCACCGCCAGAGUAAUCUAGUGGCGUAGUGAUGUCAUCAUUAUUAAAGUGCAUAACCCAUGACCAGACAAUUGAUUUAAAUAUUCAACACUAUUCCUGUAAUCAGAUAAACGGAAAAUCUACAUUAAAAGAAGCGAUAUCAUUUUAGAUUUAGUUAGAUGGUAUUCAAUUAGAAUAUUUCAUUUUCCGUUAAUGAGUAGUUAUUGUGAAACUUUACAUAUUUUUUUUUUUAUAAAUUUUUAUAUUGUGGUUUAUGGAAUGUUUUUUUCAUUGAGAAUGUGUUUUUUCUGUGCUGUUUUGUAUAGUAGGAAACUAAAAAAUGACAGAUUACUAUAUGUGUUGCUGUCUAUCUACGGGUGUGAUCAGGUUUUUAUGUUUUUAUCUUUCCCCUUUACAUAUUGUUUUAAUAUUAUAUUUUGGUGCUUCGUGUUUAUUCCUAUUAAAUUUACAUUUAUAACAUUCGACUAAAUACGUAUAUCAAAGUUUUCAAACUUUCCGUUGCUAUCAAAGACUACUUGAUUUUUUUCUCUAGAAGUUAUAGAGGGGGCAAGGAAGAGGAGUGUCAACAAUUAACAAUUAAGUAGACACGUUUGUUUAAACAAUUAAGAAAAAAACCAUCCUUUAAUCAAUUUAAGUAGAAAAUAUUGUAAUUCUGAAUCCGCUACCGCCUUGAAAACUUUUUUUUAUAUUUAUAUAUAAACAGUUUCCAGUGCCUGUGUAGGUAAUGACAUCAAUGUACCAACCAAAGUAAUUUUUAGUUUUAUAUAUUUCAUCCGUGACAUUAAUGCCGCACUGUUGGGGCGCACUUGGGGUUGGCAUAAUUAUACAAUAUGAAAAUAAUGUAAAAAUGUCAAUUGAAUAUUUGAUGGUACAAUUGCUGAAAAUUAUAAGAAUAUAAGUAAUAAUCAUUAGGAUGUGGAUAUUUAAAUGCAAUUAAAAACGGAAAAAAAUAUGUCUUGGUUAUAUUAAAGAAUGCAUUAAAACAACGUUUCACUGCUUUCUCUUUUCAUUCAUAUCUCGGCAUUUUAUAUAGAAUGGUAAAAUGUUAAACUACGUGCUCUGUUCAUUCAUGUUUCAGCAUUUUAUAUAAAAUGGUGAAAUGUUAAACUACGUGCUCUUUUUAAUUAUUUUUUUUUUUUGCAUGAUAUUCAAAAACAAAUCAAACAAAAAAUAAUUCAUUCACUUAUCACAAUAAAAGUAAUGCUUGUAAGUAGGCCCUCAAGUGGUCGAGCUGUUAAUACUUUAUGUCUCUCUUUUCUCACAAGUGCUGGUCAGAAUUAAAAAUGGCAUAUCUUUUCCCAUUUCUUUUACCUCUUUGACCUUUUUAUAACACACCAGGAUGUGCAGACAAAUUGAAUACCGCGCGUUAACCCUUGAUCGAAUAUAAAAGGAUCGAACAUAAAUGGUGGUUCCAAAAAUACUAAUCAUUGCUGCAUGUAAACUUGUUUAUUUAAUCUAGAAUACAACGCACCAAAGGAAAUAUUGGUCCGGACUUCGUUUUAAUAGUCGGCCAAUAUCGAGGUAUUUAUUCUAUUUAUAUACAUGUUGGGGAUAUUUAAGGGAUUACUUUGCUUUUUGUUAAUAUAAUUUGUGUGUGCAUUUUUGAAUUUUGCGUGUUGUUUGUGAUAGCUCUAUUAGAUUCCUUUACGCUGUGAAUAAAUUUUUACACAGUUCUACUUCUUCAUUAUUUUCCAGUCCUUUUAACACAAAUUGUGACAGCUGGACUUAAUCAUGGCAAUGUAUUAGUAUAAAUAAUAUUUAUACAGAAUUUUACGUGCGUUAUUUUAUCGAAUCGUGUUGAUGCAAUACUUGAUUAUCUUAUAUAUGAUUGUGUUAUAUAGAAAAAGUAUAUCUCGUAAUGGUCAUAGAUUGCUGAUAUUUAUGAUAAAUGGUUUACUAAAAGCCAUUUUUGUAAUAUGGAUAUCUUUCUAAACAUAUUCAUUAUUUUAAGUUAAAUGAAAAAAUAGAUUUGAUGCAUGAAUCGAAAUAAUCCAAUAAGAACUUUUGGUAUCAGCAUUCUAUGUUAUAUAAGAUUACUCACAACACCUACACUUAUACUUUGUAAGUCACUAUGUUACGAGGUGGCGAUUUACAUGUUUUGUAAAAUUGUUUGAGCCAAUUGAUGUAGUUGUAUAUCGCCCCUAGCUAAGUGGUUAAAGUAUUGGAUUUGGGAACGGCAGAUCAUGUGUUCGAAUCUGCAUUGGGCUUUUGCAAUGUUUAUUGAAUUAAAUUUUUAAAAUUUUGUAUCCAAAAUUGCACAUGUCUUUAAACCUUGUUAAUUUUUAAACUAUCAUACUAUCUAUCAUAUUUUAGAGUGUUUUGCUGAUUUGAGAAACUUUAUUGUACAGUGAGCCACACAAAGCAAAUUUUAGGAAAUAGCAAAAAGUAUACACUAUACAUGUAUGCACUUUAAAAUCAAUUUUUGAAUAAUAUACCGAAUGUAUUUCUUCGGCAAAAUAAAGGCAAUGCUUCAAUGUGGGCCUUCAAGUGGUCGUU
Molecule: messenger RNA, 4500 nt
Organism: Magallana angulata
Lineage: Eukaryota; Metazoa; Mollusca; Bivalvia; Ostreida; Ostreidae
Product: platelet endothelial aggregation receptor 1-like
Exons: 12
Coding region: 121-1764 (547 amino acids)
Molecular function (GO): scavenger receptor activity
Source: RefSeq, a predicted model, not a curated record